UCCACGCUGCAAGCUAUCGCUACACGUUUCCCUAAAAUUGUUGCUUUUACCGUCAUUAAAAUGUACAGAGCACCGUUCAAGAGAUGGUCUUUGUUGACAUGGAGCCAUUUUAUAUAGAUAAUAGUUUAAAAUAUGUCUUAACGGACAUUAGUUGUUCACGUGUAGCCCCCGUUAGUCACUCCAGGUCAUCGACGUCCCUUCGGUUUAACUUCUUCGUAGUCUGCCAUACUUACGUGACUUUUUAAUCGGUUGAACCAAGUUUAGACGCUGGCUAACGGCUACUUCCUUGCCCACAUAAGAAGCGGACUCUCGGAGCAAAGGGACCGGGGAGAUCGGAGGGGUGCCAUGAACCCACCGAAGCGGCUCCGUACCACAGGAAAUGAAGCGGAGACACCGCUGAGUGGGCAGGAGGAGGAGAGGAGUGCAGUGGAUGUGAGUAUUGUCAUGCCAAUGUACAAUGCAUCCUGUUGGCUGGAUGAAUGUCUGCAGGCUGUAUUACACCAAGACUUCACUGGAACCAUGGAGCUCUCUGUCUUUGACGAUGCAAGCACUGAUGACUCUAGGAAAGUGGUGGAGGGUUGGAGGGAGAGGCUGGAGGCCAGGGGCUUGUCACUAGUGAUCGCCGGACACAACUCUGCACAACCCAGAGGAGUGGGAUAUGCAAAGAAUAAGGCCAUAUCUCAGAGUUGUGGACAAUACUUGUGCUUUCAGGAUGCGGAUGAUGUUAUGUUGCCUGAAAGAGUUCGUCUGCAGUAUGAGGCAUCUCUCCUCCACCCAAACUCACUGAUUGGCUGCAAAGUUCAAAGGCUUCCAGAGGGGUCUACAGAACGUUACACUCGCUGGAUCAACACAAUAACUCAGGAUCAGCUCAUCACACAGUUGUACACGUCUCACGGGCCCACAGUCAUCAUGCCGACGUGGUUCUGCUCAAGGAGCUGGUGCCUGAAGGUUGGAGCGUUUGACGAGGGAGGCAAGGGGGUCCCGGAGGACUUGCUCUUCUUCUACCAGAGCAUUCGUCAAGGAGGGGGUGUGGCCAGAGUCGACCAGUGCCUGCUGGUGUACCGUUACCACGAGAAGGCCACCACACACUCUGUAACAGAGGAAACCAUUUGGAAGCUGAGAGUGGACUUUCUGCAGGAGAGAGUUCUCAGCCAAUGGGACAGCUUCACAAUAUGGAAUGCUGGGAAGCAGGGCCGGAAGCUGUACCGAUGCCUCAGCUCGACCAAUCAGAAGAAGGUGAAGGCUUUCUGUGAUGUCGAUGAGAACAAGAUCCAGAAAGGCUUUUACACAUAUGAGGAAUCCAAGCAAAGACCUAAGCCAAAAAUCCCAGUUGUGCACUACAAAGUCGCCUCCGCCCCUUUCAUUAUCUGUGUUAAACUGGACAUGACUGGAGGUGUUCUGGAGGAAAACCUCAACUCUCUGCAGCUAAAGGAAGGAAUAGAUUACUACCAUUUCAACUGAGCGCUGGGGGUGAGGGAGAAGGCGAGGAGCCCUGCAGCUUUGACAGGCUGCUGGGAUGCAGAGGACUGAGGGAAAGGCAGGGGAUAACAAGAAGCGUGAACCGAACACUGGGACAGAGACAAUACUGAGACAAAGGAACGAUAAGUUUGUAAUGUAUUUUUAGUGUUAAAAGACGUACUUGUGUGUGGGAAAGAAUGUGAAAAUGUUCUCAAAGUUUUACUUGGCAGAGUUAUUGCAAGGGCUGAUUAAGGCUGUUUUCUCUGCCUCACACCUGGACCACAGCGCUGGGACCGCUACUAAAUGAGAACAACCACACCACUCUCUAAUCUGCCCAUUAAAUAUGAAGCCACAGCCAGGAGACACUUGGCUUAGCACAAAGGCUGGAAACAGAGGGAAACAGCUAGCCUGGCUCUGUUCAAAGGCAGCAGCAUCAGCCUCCCAACCCAGCAGCAGCAUCAGCCUCCCAGCCUGUAAGCUCACUAAUUAACACAUUAUAUCAUAUUUGUUUAGGGAAGGCAAGUUUAUUCAUGUCGCACAUUUCAUACACCAAUGUUCAUGUUCAUGCUAAUUUGUGAGCUGUGGAGGUGCUUGUAAGCAGACUUUGUUCCCUGUAGAUUGGGAUAGGCUAGUCGUUUCCCCCAUUUCUAGUCUUUGCUAAGCUAAGCUAACCAUCCUCUGGCAUUAUUUUAACUGGCAGAUAUAAGAGUGGCAUUGAUAUUUUGUCUAAUUACAGGCAAGAAAGUGAAUAUGCAUAUUUCCCAAAAUGUCCAACUAUGUUUAGGCUAAUAGAAGUAGCCAUAACGUGACCUGGAGCUGAAAGAUAUAGCAAAAAUGGUAAUUAAAUUUGGAAAAGAGGCUCUCAGGCUCUUAUAUUUUACUCAAACCAUGCAAGAGGACAUGAUGAUUCCCAACAUUGACUAGUCUAGGAAUAAAAUGCUAUUGUGUUUUCUAAUCCUGUGAGGAUUGAGGCUUCUAUUUGCUAACCUGGAUACUUGAACUUGUGUUAAAUUUGAAGUGAUCAGAGCGCAUCAUCACAGAAGGCUCAACUUAUAAACCGUGGGAUGCUUUCUAACCAGAAUCGUUCACUGAUUUCUUAACAGUCUUCUCUAAUGCAACCAUGCAAAAUCAGAUGCACGCACACAUCUGCUACAAAUGUACAAACAUGGAUACUGCAUAUUUGUUUUUCUUUCCUUUGGUCUAUUAUGAAAUCUAAAGAACAAUAACCUCUUUAAGAGAGCACAGUUCUGACGCAUAAACACAUACACACACAGUUUAUUUUACCUCACAGAGUGUGGAGUUUUUCUGCCCAGAGGUAAACAGACCUUUCCCCACAAAAUCUCCCGCGGUGUUUCCUGGGUCUGCGACGUGGUCUGCCUUACUGUAAGUCUGGCCACAGCAGUUUGUAGGGAAGCAGCAGCCUUGGUGAAAAAAAAACUGGAAGGGAUCUUCAACUCUGCCAAAGUUUUAUUUUCACUACCUUUGUUUGUUAUCAUAGACUGAACAUACAGUUACAGUUGCACAGUGGUGUAAAUGCACACAAUCACUGCACCAUAUUAGAAGUUAGGCUUGAAUUCAUUGUUUUUGAUAAUAGCAGGAGUGUUUGGGCCUGAUUCAGCCUGGGGUUUGAGGUGAAAACACCAGGCCUCUGCCACCCACGGAAAAGUGCUUUGUACAGGCUGAGAAAAAUAUCACAUCCACUUAGCACUCAGUCUCCAUCUAGAGCCCUCUACCCCCUCUGUGUUUCUAUACACAAACAUUUAAACAAGAUGUUCUUUACCUCAGAGAUGUGAUUCUUUACAGUGGGGCUGCAACCAGUGAUCAUUGGUGAUUAAUGUGAUCAUUAGUUUCUUGAAAUAUCAACUCUUUUUUUCCUAAAAACCCAAGGUGAUGUCUUACCAACAGUUGAAGCCCAAAGAUGUGCAGUUUACUGUCACAUAAGACAAAGAAAUGCAGUAAU
Molecule: messenger RNA, 3418 nt
Organism: Chelmon rostratus (copperband butterflyfish)
Lineage: Eukaryota; Metazoa; Chordata; Actinopteri; Chaetodontiformes; Chaetodontidae
Gene: b3gntl1
Product: UDP-GlcNAc:betaGal beta-1,3-N-acetylglucosaminyltransferase-like 1
Exons: 12
Coding region: 346-1461 (371 amino acids)
Source: RefSeq, a predicted model, not a curated record